This is a messenger RNA of Liolophura sinensis, 3114 nucleotides long. RefSeq names its product fibroin heavy chain-like. Bases 1 to 3114 code for a protein of 1037 amino acids. The transcript has 2 exons. The record is from RefSeq and is a predicted model, not a curated record. Lineage: Eukaryota; Metazoa; Mollusca; Polyplacophora; Chitonida; Chitonidae.
AUGAACCGACUUGUGCUAGCCCUGAUUCUGGGCGUUCUUUUCGUUCCCGAUGGCCAGACUUUUCGGAUAGCAAGACAGGCCGUAACUGAAGCGAUAGAAGUAGAGCCUACGGAAGCCCUCGAAGGUGUCGUCCCAACGCAAGGAACGGGUGUUGCGCAGGGAGCGGGAACGGGUACAGCGACAGGAGGAGAGGUGGAAGUAGAGACACCCGAAGUAGAGGUGCCCCCAUCCACACCAGCCCCGGCUGUAGUCGGCCAAGGCCAGUUCCCUGUGGGAUCAGUUGCACAGCCACAAUUUAUUCCCGGCAGUAGCAAUAGCAAUACCGGGGAACAGUUUAUUACCUCUGAAUUUGGCCUUGGGGCACAAGUUUUUGCUCAAACUACGCAGGCCUCAGUCGAUGUCCCUUUUGGGCAAGGAACCGUUGUCGUUGGAGAUUUCCUCAGAUUUUCGAAUAAUGCACCUCCCCCUUCUUUCAGACCCGUGGUGGACGCGGGCGUCAACAACGCAAUGGAUUCACAGCAGAUUGGACAGCCAGCCGGGGCACCAUUUACCGGAGCAACGGGCGGCCAAGUGGCCCCAAAUGGACAGGGCCAAGCGUACGCUCGCGCGAUUGGGUCAGAAAACCUUGGGCCUGUCUAUACCGGUAAUUCGCGAGGGAAUAUUGCUGUAGAUGCGAUCCAAUCAACACACCAAGGACAAACGUCUCCGACCGGUAAUCAGGGAUGGCGUCAGGUGCCUAUUCCCGCUUCUGAACCGACUGGAACCGCGCCUGUGUACACUAAUCAAGAAACACAACGACAACAACACGGUAGCAUCCAAGCUGGGGCAGCAGCGAAUCCUGGAAUUUCCCCCACGCAAGGAACAGCCCACAGCCCAGACGCAGUUUCUACACAAGGUGCUGUCCCCGGCCAAGCGACAGCUUCUGGCCAGAGAAGCGCUACCGUAGCUAAUGCACAAACAUUUGCCUCCGAGCAAAAUGUCGCACAAACACGACACGGGCAAGCCGUUGGUGCUGCAUCUAGUAGCAAUGUACAAACUGGCGGCGCAAAGCCUACCGCAAAUGGACCAGCGGCCCAGGUUCCCUCCAGUGGGGCCCAAGAUACGAGCCAGACAAGUGGAACUACCAAGGGACAGUGGGUGUUUCACCCUUCAAAGAACAACGCAGGCGCCGCUCCAGGAGUAGUCCACGGUAAGUGGGUAUACCAACAGCCCGCAGGUGUCACAGGUCGUGGACCAACGCCGAUUUCGGGUCAGUGGGUUUUCCGUAGGUCACCAAGUUUGCCUACGGACAGAGCAGGAACGUUUCGUGGACGAUGGGAAUUCCAAGCGGACCGAGUGCAACAACAUACCGGAACUUCUAAUAGCCAGUUGACUUCCCUUUCAUCCUCGGCUGGCCAAUCGUCACUCGGUCAACCAUCAGCCGGAGGUAGCCAACCAGGAGCCACAACAGCCCCAGCCGCCUUAUCUGUCCCAGCUGCACCAACAGCCCAAGCCGGCCAACCAACAGCUCAAGCCGGCCAACCAACAGCUCAAGCUGGUCAACCAUCAGUUCAGGCCGGCGAGCCAUCAGCCGUAGACGGUCAAAUGCCAGUCGUGGGCGGUCAGCCAGCUGAAGCAGUUACUGCUGAGCCCACUGAAGCACCUGAACCAGGUGAAUUUCCAGUUAGGGGAAAUAAUCAGGGUAUUACACAACAAGGUGAAGCACAACUAGGUGCUGCGCAAAGCGCAGUACAGCCAAGUGGUUCACUGCGGCCUGGAACGCAAGCAGGUGAUUCACUACAGGCUGGAACACAGACAGGGGCUUCACAACACGCUGGAACACCUGCAGAGGCUUCACAACAGGCUGGAACACAGGCAGGUGCUUCACAACAAGCUGGAACACAAGCUGGAACACAGGUGGGUGUUUCACAACAAGCUGGAACACAGGCGGGUGCUUCACAACAAGCUGGAACACAGGCGGGUGCUUCACAACAAGCUAGAACACAGGCGGGUGCUUCACAACAAGCUGGAACACAGGCGGGUGCUUCACAACAAGCUGGAACACAGGCGGUUGCUUCACAGCAAGCUGGGACACAACAAGGCGCUGCACAACAAGCUGGAAAACAUGCAGGUGCUUCACACCAAGCUGGAACGCAGGCAGGUGCUUCACAACAGGCUGGAACACCAGUUAAUGCACGAUCAUUGGGAGCCCAAAAUGUGCAGGCACCAGGAUCACAACAAGGGGUACAGGCAGGAGUAUAUCAGCCUACAGUAUAUCAGCCAGUUGGACGAGUGGGGGAAGUGUAUCAGCAAGCUGGCAUAGCACAACCAACAGGUGCAGCACAACCAACAGGUGUAGCACAACCAAUAGGGUUGGCACAACCAGCGGGUAUGGCACCACCAGCAGGGAUGGCAUCACCAAUAGGAAUGGCACAACCAACAGGGAUGGCACCACCAGUAGGAAUGGCACGACCAACGGGAAUGGCACAACCAACAGGCACGGCGCAAGCAGCAGGAAUGGCUCAACCACGUAGGCUGGCACCACCACCAGGAGGAGCUCAACCAGCGGAAGCAACCCAACAAGCUGGACCCCACUCUUUAGGAGGAUUUACAGGUGUUCAAUCGGGUAGUGGCACACAGAAACUGUCAGUUUCAGGACAAGCUCCACCCAUCAGAGAAACUGAACAAGUCUAUCGCCCUCCCUGGUUCGGGCAGACUGGAUUAAACCAGCCGCAACAAGGCACUGGAACAGGUGCAGUGGUUCAGAAUCAAGGUGGGCAGGGAGCAGUGUCCUUCACCGGGUACGUAACCGUGACUCCCGCUGUGCAAUUGCCUUCUGUAGACCUCUUGCCAAGUACACUAUCUCCGGUUGCUCCAACUUUAGCACCAGCCCCAGCGGCAGUUACACAACCGCCUCAACCUCCCACAGAGCCGAUAGAAAUAGAGCCCACUGAACCGCUCGAGAUUGAGGGGACGCCGCCGCCUCCUCCAGCCCCUGCAGCUCCAGCUGCUCCCAUCGAGGCAUUGGCACCCGUAGGCAGCGCUGCACCGGCUGGGAGCUCUCUUCCAGCUUCAGGAGCUGCACCUGCAGGUGUAGUAAGAACUCCAUUACAACAAGCUGGUCCCGCAGCUUAG